GCUUCUAUACACUUCAUAGUUCAUACAUCUUACCAGUGAGGAGCAAGACCAAAAAAGAAAGAAAAGAGGCUAGGCUCUGGAGAAACGCAGAAAGAGAAGAUGGCGUCCAUGAUAUCAGGAGACUUCGUCGAGGCCUACGUGCUGAAGAACGCCUGCAAGGAGAAGAUGAGGAGAGCUGAAGCAAACGCCGUCGUUGACGACGGCGAGGCGGCAGCACAAGGAAAGAAGCAGCAGGCCAGCGAUGAGGCACCGGAAAAGAAGGCUCCUGAAGAAGCUGGCAGUAAGGGAGACGGAGGUGGCCUAUUUGGGUUGGUGAAGAAGAAGGUGCACCCCAAAGUUGAAGGAACCGGACCUUCUUCUUGAGCUAGUUGCUUUGUAGCAGCACGACUUUUUCCUUGAAGUCAAGUGUUUUCAGCCAAGAUUGCAACUAGGCAUCUCUUUCCCUGUUUUCUUUCUUUCUUGAAUAAGAUGUGUGCAAGGCAACUAUGUGAAUUAAUGUACCCAAGCUUGUUUCUUAAUGGUUGUUUGAUAACAAUGGAACAAAAACUUUUGCUGAGAACAGCUCCUCUU
Molecule: messenger RNA, 570 nt
Organism: Phragmites australis (common reed)
Lineage: Eukaryota; Viridiplantae; Streptophyta; Magnoliopsida; Poales; Poaceae
Exons: 1
Coding region: 100-363 (87 amino acids)
Source: RefSeq, a predicted model, not a curated record